Molecule: messenger RNA, 2601 nt
Organism: Juglans microcarpa x Juglans regia
Lineage: Eukaryota; Viridiplantae; Streptophyta; Magnoliopsida; Fagales; Juglandaceae
Product: LRR receptor-like serine/threonine-protein kinase RGI5
Exons: 1
Coding region: 200-2578 (792 amino acids)
Molecular function (GO): receptor serine/threonine kinase binding
Source: RefSeq, a predicted model, not a curated record
CCUUAACCCCAAAAACCCGAGUACUCUCUUUACAAGUACUUGUAAAAUCUGUCCUUUUUCUGCAAUCUCCUCUGUGUCUUCCUCCUCCGGUUUUCGUCCCACCUGAAACCAAAACAAUCACUGUGUUAGUCCCAUUUAACUCAUGCAUAUGUAUAGUUGAGAAAGAACGGUCGAAAGAUUUCUCAGCACUUGGCUAAGAAUGAAGAAGUGUGAGGAGAGCAUCCCUCUACUCCAUUUCUCCUUUUUUUUCAUGUUCUUGUUCUGUCCUUCGGUCUUCUCUGAACUACCCUCAAACCAAAAAACCACCAUGAUCGAUCUUUUUAAUCUCCUUAACAAAACAGAUUUAUCAUGUAAUAUUAGCAAGGAUCCAUGUUCAUGGAAGGGAGUUACCUGCAGCUCUGGGAAUUCUUUCAUAACAGAAAUCUCUCUAUCGGGCUUUUCCCUCUCUUGCUCAGACUUUUUGCCUCGUCUUUGUCAGAUAGAUUCUUUGAUGAGUAUUGAUGUCUCCAACAACGCUCUGACCUUAAUCCCGGAGGAAUUCAUCAAGGGUUGCGGGGAGAUUGGAGGGCUGGAGCGCUUGAAUAUUAGCAGAAACAGGUUGGUUGGUCCUCUGCCUACUUUUCAAGGAUUCGUUGGGUUGAAGUUCUUGGACCUGUCUUUCAAUUCAUUGAAUGGAAACAUUGGUUUACAGUUAGAUGGAUUGAUUGCCCUCAAAAGUUUGAAUAUUAGUGGCAACAAGUUCAAUGGCCUUAUCCCUACCAAUCUUGGGAAAGCCAUGGUUUUAGAGCAGCUUGAGCUCUCUGUGAAUGGCUUUGAAGGUGGAAUUCCUGAUCAAAUAAUGGGUUACCAGAAUUUGACUCUGAUUGACUUAGGUGAAAAUAAACUUUCCGGCCCUGUUCCUGAUAGAAUUAAAGACCUCUCUAAAUUGGAAGUUUUGAUUCUAUCUUCCAAUAAAUUCAGUGGGCAAAUCCCAGGAGCCAUUUCAAAUAUCAGAACCCUUUCACGUUUUGCAGCCAAUCAAAACAACUUUAAAGGUACAGUUCCCAGUGGAAUUACAAGAUUCCUCAAGAAAUUAGACCUUAGUUAUAACAAGUUAAGCGGGUCGAUUCCUUCAGACAUGUUGUCGCCGUCAAAUUUACAGUCUGUAGAUUUGUCUUAUAAUUUGUUAAAGGGAUCGAUACCUUCAAACAUAUCUUCAAGUUUGGUCAGGUUGAGGUUGGGAAGCAAUUCUCUUGAUGGGCCAAUCCCUUCUUCGGUGUUUGGAAAACUUGAGAAAUUGAUGUACUUAGAGCUGGAUAACAAUAGCUUGACCGGGCUUAUACCUCCGGAUUUGGGUUCUUGCCUGAGCUUGGCACUGUUGAAUUUGGCAGGGAAUAACCUGACUGGUACUUUGCCGGGACAGUUGGGAAAUCUAAGCCGUCUUCAAGUUAUGAAGCUUCAAUCCAACAGGCUGGUUGGAGAAAUCCCGGUUGAAAUUACUCUACUACAGAUAUUGUCUACACUGAAUAUCAGCUGGAAUUUGCUGAACGGUUCAAUACCUUCUUCGAUUUCAAGCUUGCGAUACCUUACUAACAUGAACUUACAAGGUAACCAUCUCAAUGGUUUGAUACCAGAAGGUAUUUCCGGUUUGGAUUCUCUGUUAGAACUCCAGCUUGGAGGAAACCAAUUUACCGGUAAUAUUCCAAUGAUGCCGGCAUCAUUGCAGAUUGCUCUAAAUCUCAGCAGCAACCUCCUUGUGGGACCUAUUCCAUUUACUUUUUCACUGCUUACAGGAUUAGAAGUUUUGGAUCUCUCAAACAAUCAAUUGACAGGGGAAAUUCCAACGUUUCUAAGUGAAAUGAGAUCUUUGACACGGUUGCUACUUUCUAACAAUCAACUAUCUGGAAUUAUUCCAGAGUUUGGUUCAUGGCUUACUCUUGAAGCAAGAGGAAAUGUGCAUCUUAUUAACACUGCAACAUCAAACACUUCACCAAAAUCAGCCAAGAAGGGAAAAUCAGUUGCCGCUUCGAUUCUGAUUGGGUUUGCAGCAGCUCUUUUCACUGUUGGGGUAGUCACAGGCCUUGCUUUAUCAAUCUCAAGACGAUAUCACAGGGUUAAUGAUGAACAACCACAAUCAGCAGAGGAUCUUCCCCCUCCUCAGAUGGGCCAACAUAUAAUACCAUCAAAAUAUAUCAUGGAUCGAAAGAGGAAAGAUGUUAAGCGAAAAUACACCUUUGUGCAAAGUAGUAGCAUCGACGAUGCACGAAGGUACGAUAGGAUCCAAAAUUGCUUUUAUGAACUGUGUUCCAAUGCUUCAAAGGCCGAAAGCAGUUGUGUUAAAUUGAUUAGCCAAAUAGAACAGUUGAAGACACAGUGCCUUGGUAUCGCUGAUCAUGAUACUAGCAACACAGUUGAUACAACUACUUCUAUGGAGGGCACGACCCCUAGAGUUUUUAGUCCAUUGGUAGUUCGGAGUAAAGGACGACCACAGUCUAAGAGAAAAGUGCACUCCGCUGAAAAGAGUAUUAAGAAAUCCAGUACAAAAAGGCGAUUGCACCACAAUGAAGUUGAGGUUCUUUUUAUUAAUGUUGUAUACUAAAUUUACGAUUCACUUGGUUUGAA